Fonsecaea nubica is the source of this 2034-nucleotide messenger RNA. RefSeq names its product acetoacetate-CoA ligase. The coding region runs from base 1 to 2034 and encodes 677 amino acids. The transcript has 6 exons. Gene Ontology annotation, cellular component: cytosol. Gene Ontology annotation, molecular function: acetoacetate-CoA ligase activity. Gene Ontology annotation, biological process: lipid metabolic process. The record is from RefSeq and is a predicted model, not a curated record. NCBI's taxonomy places the organism in Eukaryota, Fungi, Ascomycota, Eurotiomycetes, Chaetothyriales, Herpotrichiellaceae.
AUGUCGGGGCAAUUGGUGAAGCUCUGGCAACACCCCGAUCCUACCUCCACGAACAUCGAGGCAUUUCGACGUCUUGCAAACGAGAGAUAUCAGCUGAAUAUUGCCGACUAUCAUGAUCUGUGGAAAUGGUCAACAGAAUCUCUCAACCAAUUCUGGAUGCUGGUGUGGGAAUUUACCCGCGUCAAGGCAUCAAUUCACCCUUCAUAUGCUAUUGCGUCUUCGGACGUGAAGAGACUGAAUCCGACACCGACUUGGUUCCCAGAAGCACGCCUUAACUUCGCGCAGAACAUUCUUGAGACGGCUUACGUAGCUGGAGCCGGGUCGAACAUCCCCAUCCUGACUGGUGUCAGAGAAGGAGGCGGCGAAAUCGAGAAUGUCACGCUCUCCCAGCUGCGAGAUAGGGUUGGACGGUUGGCAAAUGGCCUGACUCGAGCUGGUGUUCGAAAAUCCGACUGUGUGGCCUGCAUUGCCUCCAACAGCAUUUCCACCUUUACCAUCUUUUUGGCAGCAGCAUCGAUCGGUGCCAUCUUCACGUGUUGUUCUCCCGAAACAGGUGAGAAGGGCAUUCUGGACCGUUUCCUGCAGGUGCAGCCUAGGAUCCUGUUUGCCGAUGAUUGGGUUCUGUACAAUGGGAAGCGAAUCCCUUGUUUGGACAAGGCGCGGACAGUGGCAACUCGGCUGAAGACGCAGGGAGUUCUAGGGGCCCUUGUCGUUGUGCCACGUUUCGGCGAUAAGUAUCCAGAUCGACCCGAUCAAGGGUUCCAGAGCCUCGAUACAUUCACUUCUGGGGUGUCUGAGCAGCUAGUGUUUGCGCAACUGGAAUUCUCCCAUCCUCUGGUCAUCGUAUACUCUUCAGGAACGACUGGGCAGCCUAAAUGCCUUGUCCACACGCUUGGGGGGAUUUUGCUGAAACAGAAGUUGGAGCAAAUCUUGAGCAUCGACUUGAACAACACCAGUGUCUACCUUCAAUACACAACGACCAACUGGAUCAUGUAUCUCUACUCGAUCUCAGGUUUGCUCAGUGGGGCGAGAUCAAUUCUCUAUGAUGGUUCACCCAUGAAGCCAAGCCUACUGGGAUUUCUCAACAUCCUCUCUUCUCACCGAGUCACUCACUUCGGGACCAGUGCCCACUACCUCUCCCUCCUGGAGCAAGCCGAUAUCAGAAAAGAAGGCAUGCCGAAUCUGGACGCCUUGAAGGUCAUCACCAGCACAGGAUCGGUCCUGACGGAGCAACAAUACUACUAUGUCUACAAGAACUUUGGACCAGUGCAGCUGAGCAGUAUUGCAGGUGGCACGGACAUUGCUGGAGCUUUUGUGGGCGGUACUCCGAGUCUGCCAGUUUAUGCAGGCUGGUGCCAGGCACGAGCACUGGGGAUGAAAGUACAAAUCUACUCAGAUGACGGCCAGGCAAUCGAGUCAACCGGCGAAGCUGGCGAGCUUGUGUGUACUGCACCCUUCCCAUCCCAGCCGGCAUUCUUUUGGGGGGAUAAAAAUGGUGAACGGUACCGCUCGGCGUACUUUGAGAGGUUUCCAGGUGUGUGGCAUCAAGGAGAUUAUAUUCGUAUGGACCCUCAUACCCAAGGAGUCCAGUUCCUGGGUAGAAGUGAUGGUGUCCUCAAUCCAUCUGGUGUUCGAUUCGGAAGCGCUGAGAUCUACAACUGCCUGACAGGCUUCACAGAGAUCGAAGAAAGCCUCUGUAUCGGUCAGCGAAGACCACAUGACGACGAUGAACGGGUGUUACUGUUCUUGAAGAUGAAACAAGGACACUCAUUGGAUGAGAAGCUGAAGAGUGCCAUCAAGGCUCAUAUCCGAAAGGAUCUGAGUCCAAGACAUGUUCCCAAGUUCAUUUUCGAGACGCCAGAGAUUCCCAUGACUGUGAAUGGGAAGAAGACCGAGUUGCCCGUGAAGAAAAUAGUCUCUGGUCAAAAAAUCACUCCGAGCUCGACUAUCAUCAACCCCGAAUCGUUGAAAUGGUACGAGCAGUUUGUCCACCUCGACGAGAGAGGCUCAACGAAACCGUCUAGCAAAUUGUAG